GAUUUGUCAUUAUGGGGAAUUUAUUUUGUACUGAGUACGCAAUUCAUAGGCGGUUUGACUUGAAAGGAUCUUCCCAUGGUCGAACCACUGCUAAACCAGAGUCAGAAAUUGAUCCAAAUACAACCCUCAAAGACCUUGAUCUCAAUUUCAUAUUCAGGUUACAGAGAGUCUGGUUCCAAGAGUUUUGCAGGCAAGUCGACAGGGACUGUGACUUUCUUGAACAAGAGAGGAUUAUGGAUUACAGUCUUCUUGUAGGUCUACAUUUCCGAGAAGCUUCAUCCAGGGAUCCAGUGACACCUCCACGUACUUCUGGAGUUUGUACACCUACUGGUCAUCGAACACCUACUGGACAUCGCACGCCUACUGGACAUGAAGAUCCAGAUAAUGGAGUUCCUCGCCUUUCUAGAGUGGAUAUGGAUAAGCUUCUUUUUGAUCCCAACGGGUGGGCUUCUAUUAGGUUAGGUAUCAACAAACCAACAAGGGUUGAGCGAACG
Messenger RNA from Carica papaya (papaya), 494 nucleotides. NCBI's taxonomy places the organism in Eukaryota, Viridiplantae, Streptophyta, Magnoliopsida, Brassicales, Caricaceae. The record is from RefSeq and is a predicted model, not a curated record.